This is a messenger RNA of Vitis riparia (riverbank grape), 2727 nucleotides long. Its product is annotated as phospholipid:diacylglycerol acyltransferase 1-like. The coding region runs from base 330 to 2351 and encodes 673 amino acids. Gene Ontology annotation, biological process: lipid metabolic process. The record is from RefSeq and is a predicted model, not a curated record. Gene Ontology annotation, cellular component: cytoplasm. Lineage: Eukaryota; Viridiplantae; Streptophyta; Magnoliopsida; Vitales; Vitaceae. The transcript has 7 exons.
GUGGGUCAUAUGAUCGUGAUCAUGGUCAAGAGUCACCGAGUGGCUUCCAGAAGAUCAUACAUCUCGUCCACGUGUCACUUCCAAGUCAUCACAUCUCACCCGAUUCACACACUCGAUCCGGAACUACUCAUUAUCUGACCGAGCCCGAACGGAGAAUCUGGAGAUCCACCGUCGUGCUGUCCGGGAACAUGAUUCUGCGGGCGCCCGCCGUUUGAGUAUCGGAGUGUGGCGGUUAGGGGUUUGAUAGCGGGAGAGUGGAGCAGCUCAGCUGUCAUUGAUGAGCGGUUUGAGGGGGAAGGAAGAGCGGGUGAGGAUCUUCAUUUAAGGCGAUGCUGAGGCGGAGAAAGGGCUCGGAGCCCGAGAAGAGUUCGGGGGGUGAUUCGAAGGAUCAGAGAGAGGAUGAGAGCAAGAAGGAGAAGGAGAAGGAGAAGGGGAAGCUGAAGAGUACGAAGAAAUGGUCGUGUAUCGAUAAUUGUUGCUGGUUUGUUGGUUGUAUUUGUUCAAUUUGGUGGUUUUUGCUGUUUCUCUUCAACGCCAUGCCGGCUUCGUUUCCUCAAUACGUGACCGAGGCGAUCACCGGUCCGUUGCCAGAUCCGCCGGGCGUGAAAUUGAGGAAAGAGGGCUUGACGGUAAACCAUCCGGUGGUUUUCGUCCCCGGGAUCGUCACCGGUGGGCUCGAGCUCUGGGAAGGGCAUCAGUGCGCAGAUGGAUUGUUUAGGAAGAGGCUUUGGGGUGGCACAUUUGGAGAGGUGUACAAAAGACCCUUGUGCUGGGUUGAGCACAUGUCACUGGAUAAUGAAACUGGAUUGGAUCCUCCUGGCAUAAGGAUUAGACCUGUAUCUGGACUUGUGGCAGCUGAUUACUUUGCUCCUGGUUAUUUUGUAUGGGCAGUUUUAAUUGCUAACUUGGCUCGCAUAGGAUAUGAGGAGAAAACCAUGUAUAUGGCAGCAUAUGAUUGGAGAAUUUCAUUUCAAAACACUGAGGUAAGGGACCAAUCGCUGAGCAGAAUAAAAAGUAAUAUAGAGCUCAUGGUAGCUACAAAUGGUGGGAAAAAGGUGGUUGUUAUCCCACAUUCAAUGGGUGUAUUAUAUUUUCUGCAUUUUAUGAAAUGGGUUGAGGCACCAGCUCCAAUGGGUGGUGGGGGUGGAUCAGGUUGGUGUGCUAAGCAUAUAAAGGCUGUAAUGAACAUCGGUGGACCAUUUUUAGGUGUUCCAAAAGCAGUUUCAGGACUUUUCUCUGCUGAAGCCAAGGACAUUGCUGUAGCCAGGGGUAUUGCACCAGGUUUUCUGGAUGCAGAUGUAUUUGGUCUUCAAACUUUACAACAUGUGAUGCGAAUGACCCGAACUUGGGAUUCAACAAUGUCAAUGAUACCGAAAGGUGGAGACACUGUUUGGGGCAACCUUGAUUGGUCUCCAGAAGCUGAAUACAGCUGUAAUCCAAAAAAGCAGAUGAAUAACGAUAACAAGACUGCUGACCAGACUGAGAAAGGGAGUCUGGGAUUGAAAAACAGUAUGAAUUAUGGAAGAAUUAUAUCAUUUGGGAAGGAUGUAGCCGAGGCACACUCAUCCAGGAUUGAGAGAGGUUCUUUUGAUUUACAGGGUGCUGUUAAGGGUAAGAACUUUGUCAACACAACUUGCCGUGAUAUCUGGACGGAGUACGAUGACAUGGGCAUCGGAGGUGUUCAAGCUGUUGUAGAUUACAAGUCUUACACUGCUGACUCAAUCCUGGAUCUCCUUCAUUUUGUUGCCCCAAAGAUGAUGUCACGAGGAGAUGCUCAUUUUUCAUAUGGGAUUGCUGACAAUUUGGAUGACCCAAAAUAUAAACACUACAAAUAUUGGUCAAACCCCUUGGAAACAAAAUUACCAAAUGCGCCAGACAUGGAGAUCUAUUCUAUGUAUGGAGUUGGAAUUCCAACUGAAAGGGCAUAUGUUUACAAGUUGACUCCUGGUGCUGAAUGCUACAUUCCCUUUCAGAUAGAUACCUCGGCAGACGGGAGCAGCAAGGACACCUGUCUAAAAGGUGGGGUUUUUUCUGUGGAUGGAGACGAGACUGUUCCUGUUCUAAGUGCAGGAUUCAUGUGUGCAAAAGCUUGGCGGGGUAAAACGCGAUUCAAUCCUUCAGGCAUACAAACUUACAUAAGAGAAUAUGAUCAUGCUCCUCCAGCUAAUCUUCUAGAGGGCCGUGGCACCCAAAGUGGUGCUCAUGUUGAUAUAAUGGGGAAUUUUGCAUUGAUUGAGGAUAUUAUAAGGGUAGCAGCAGGGGCUACAGGAAAGGACUUGGGUGGAGAAUCUGGAGAUCGAGUUUAUUCUGAUAUUUUCAAGUGGUCAGAAAAGAUCAAUUUGAAGCUUUAGAUUGGUUUGAUCUCUGUGCUUCAUCACCCUGCUGAUGGUCGCUCGGGGCAGCAGUCCUGCUUGCUGCGGUAAGCUUCCCUACUUCCAUUGCCUUGCCAGCCCAAGGAACACUGCUGAUGUGCUGUCAUUCACAUGUACUUAUAGCCUGUAGUUUGGGGAGCUGACAAAUCUGGUUCAUGAAACCGGUUUCCCACUUUGUACCAGAUUCUCUUACCAUGCUAGGCUCUCUUAAUUUCAAGAGUGCCUGAAAUUUUGAAACUUUUGAUUAAAUUAUUUGAUCUUAGUUAAUAAAAGGAUAGAUCGAUAUCCACCAUUUACCUUCAUUAGCCCACAUAGCAAACCAUUAAAAUUAAUACAUUAGCUCAUGAUUUCCUCA